AUGGCAGAUGAAGGGUUAGAGGUGAUUCAGUCGAUACGAGAGGUAAUUGAUAUAUCGGCUGAUCACCUGGAUCGAUUGAGGACACAAUGCGCGACAAGUGUAUUGACUCAACAAGAGACUCGGACAUUGGAGUCAAAGCUUGUUCGAAUGUUCUGCGAACUUCUUUUAAAUCGACAAAAUAUGUCGUCGGGUGGACUUGAAAUUUCAACAACUAGCAAUGAUGAUUUGCGUCAAUGGUUGCGUGUCGUUGGACUUAGUCAACAAACAAUCAAUGCUGUGAUUGAAAAUGUUAAUUCAUUAGAAACAUUGCUGAAGAUGAAUGAUGAGGAUAUUUGUGCAAUAUUAACAAACAGCAAUCAAACAAGUGAGGAUGCUCGUCGCUUAAUGUGUGCCAUAAAUAAUCUAAAGCGAUAUCAGCAAUGCUUGAAAGCUGGAACCGAGCCAUCUGAUAUGUUUUGGGAUUCGUGGGAUCGUCGGAACAACAUUCGUUGUAUGGGAUCGUCUCCAAAAAUUACUAAUAACCGUUCAUGCCGACAAUUUUCAGAAACUGUGAUCGUAAAUCAUGAAGGCAAUCAGCAGGAUGAAUUAAUACAAUCGCCAAUUGAAUUAUCACCACCCGAAACCCAAAUAUCAACAUCGAGUCUGAUGACAACGGGAACAUUAACUUCAUCAUCAGACAAACUUCUCAACAUGAUCUCACCAGAAGAAGGUUCUGGAGUUAGUAAUUUGUCACCAUCACCAAGUCCACCGCAAAGUCCAUCAGUACACAAUAAUACGACAACAUCACAGUCAUCGUCAAGUUUAGGAAGCAAUAAGAGGCUGGCAACUCAUUCACAUCAGAAAUUUCAUCAUAAUCCGCACCUUCAUCACAAUAAUAUAAACAAUAACACAUUGACUUUCAAUAAUAAUGGAUGUGCUGGUAGCAGGGACAUGCUGGGUAGUGUAAGCAGUAUUGGUACAUCGACAACAUCAAAUAAUUUAAAUAACUAUAACAAUAAUAAUGAUUUUGAAAUGAUGACAUCGACAUCAACGGAUUUGGCAAGUUGUGAAUCGGAUGGAAUGAGUAAAUCAAAAUCAAAUGAGUCACAAUUAUCGAUAAAUGGUAGCACUAAGCAAUGGCAAAAUGGAUCAGCAAUGAUGAGCAGUUCAGAAAUAUCAAGUGAGGCACCUCCAAUACCAGCACCAAGAACAAAAUAUCCAAUUACAUCAUCAAUAAUUAAUAAUCAUCAUCAUUUUGAUUAUAAUGAGAGUAGUAGUAUUAAUACGACAGUCGAUAGUAUUGGAAGUCAUAGCAUUGUGACGCCAAUUAUUGUUAGUGAUACAUCGGCACCGCCACGUUCACCUUGUACGCCUGUUCGAGGCAUGGGACAUAUGAUACAGCAUCGCUUCUCUAAGAAGUUUAAAUUUACGAGCAGUACCUGUGAUCUGUGUAAUAAGCAAAUGUUUUUUGGCUUUAAAUGUACCGAAUGUAAAUAUCGAUGCCAUAAAGAUUGUAAAUCAAAUGUGCCACCAUCGUGUGGCUUGCCGAAAGAAUUUGUUGAUGAAUUUAAAAAGACAUUGUAUUCGGAUGGCUUAAAUGCUUCUCCCAACUUGCCACGAGCUGGUUUAAUGCCUGGCAAGCGAAACGAUAGACAACAUCGUACACAGCAUAUGCAUACAAUUCCAUUUCAUCAUGGAGCUGAUAGCAGCUCGGCCGGUUCAAGUUGCAAUAGCUCUUCGCCAUCAAGUCCAGCACUACUAACAAUACCGCCACAAACGCCUGCUAACAAAUCACAAUUCAAUUUUCCCGAAGUCUCAUCAUCAACUCCAAAUCAAAAUCAUCAAAAUUCACAUCAUCUUAAUAACUUUACAUCCUAUCAUAAUACAAUAAUUGAAGAUGCAGAACUUGAACAUUCAGGACAUUCCAAAAUGAGUGACAAUUCCUCAUCCUCGGCAAUGUAUUUAAGAAAUAAUUAUCAACAUUCUUUAACAUCACCGAAUAAUAUUGAAAAUCAAAUUAGGCUUAAUGGAAGUAUCAUAGACAGUAAUGGUACAAUACAAAGUAUUGAGAGUGAUAAGACAAUGAGUACAGAAUCAGAUCGUAUGACACCGCGACUCGAGUCAGUUGAGGAGCGUGACAACAUUUGGCCAAGACAGAAUAGCUUGUCAUUAAAAGAAUGGGACAUUCCAUAUGAUGACUUAAAUUUGGGUGCAAUGAUUGGUAAAGGACGAUUUGGUACAGUUUAUCGAGGCAAUUGGCAUGGUGAUGUUGCUGUUAAACUUCUCAAAGAAGAUUUCCUUGAUGAUGAACAUGCAAUCGAGGCAUUUAAAUUGGAAGUGGCAAUUUUCAAGAAUACAAGACACGAAAAUCUAGUCCUGUUUAUGGGAGCUUGCAUGAAGCCACCAAGACUUGCGAUUGUUACAUCAAUGUGUAAAGGAAAUACACUCUAUACACACAUUCACUUGAGACGUGACAAAUUCAAUCUCAAUAAGACAACAUUAAUUGCUCAGCAAAUAGCACAAGGCAUGGGUUAUCUGCAUCGACGUGGCAUUGUACAUAAGGAUCUCAAAUCAAAAAAUAUAUUCCUCGAAAAUGAGAAAGUCAUAAUUACGGAUUUUGGAUUGUUUAGUGUAACAAAAUUAGUGUAUGAUAAUAACUUAGGACUCGGAAUUCCAUACGGAUGGCUUUGCUAUUUAGCAUGUGAAUUAAUAAGAAAUCUUAAACCUUGUCGACCAACGAAUGAGGAUUUACCAUUCACAAAAUCAUCAGAUACUUAUGCAUUCGGAACAAUUUGGUAUGAAUUGUUGUGCGGUGAGUUUCCAUUCAAAUCCCAACCACCAGAGUCAGUAAUAUGGCAAGUUGGACGUGGCAUGAAACAAUCAUUAGCAAAUUUGCAAGCAUCGCGUGACGUUAAAGACAUUCUAAUGAUGUGCUGGUCAUUUCAAGCAGACGAUAGGCCUGAUUUUAAUCAAUUAUUUACAACAUUGGAACGAUUGCCAAAGAAGAGACUGGCACGAUCACCAUCACAUCCAAUUCAAUUAUCACGUUCAGCUGAAUCUGUUUUCUAG
This is a messenger RNA of Chironomus riparius, 3048 nucleotides long. The record is from the annotation of a GenBank genome assembly. Lineage: Eukaryota; Metazoa; Arthropoda; Insecta; Diptera; Chironomidae.